AACGAAUAUAUCAGUGCUUUCAACUCUCAACUAAUAGCCACUAUGGGAUAUUGGUCAAAGCUGUUGGAUUGGAUAUUAAGAGAUCCUGGAAAACUAAUUCGCUAUUUAGUCCUUUUUGUGUGCUCCGUUAUUGUGAUUGUACAGUUGUCGGAAUGCUGUACCAAACUGCAUAGUCCACCGAUAUUAACUCACUCAUAUUUUAGUCUGAACGAUACUGUAGAAAUGCCAGCUAUCACUAUAUGCCGCGAGCCACCAUACAAAGAAGAUGUACUAAAUAAUAUGUCGGGAGAUAUAUGCCCGCAUCCAAAAUAUGUAACUUGCUGGAAUGACUUCCCUUUCAAUGACUUAGAACUAGAUGAAUUCUUUAUGAACUCAACCUUUAAUUUAGAAGAAACCAUAUUGGGUGAACAAUAUGGGCUCGAUGGACUAACUAGGAAUAUAGAAAUCAAAAGCAGCUUUCAUUUCUACAUGGGCCGGUGUUACACUUUGAAUCCUAAAAUAGAGCUUAAACGUACAACUCGUACUUCUGGUUAUUCUCUAUUGCUUACGCAUAACAUUGCAUCGGGUUCAAGUAUGGAAAUGAUGUUAGAAAAAAAUCCAGGAUGGCAUAUUUAUAUACAUGAUCAUCGCCAUGAGUUUACUGAACUCAAUGUGAAAGGGACUGCACGGACAGAGUAUAUUUUCGCUGAAAUUGACGAGGAAAUUGAAAUAAAGCUCCAAAGCCAACAGUUCAGAAAUAUUGAAUCAAAAAAAAACCCUUGCUCCGCUACACCAAGUUACAGUGACAUGAAGUGCGCUGAAUUAUGUGUUUUCGAUGAUUUGGCUACAAAAACCAAUUGCACUGGUCCUUGGAUGACCGGUAUAUCGCAGCAACCAUGCGAUAACAACAAGUCAAUGCGUGCCUUAAUAAAGGAUUACGAAAUCUACUAUAAAAGUGACGAAGAUAUUGAAUGCGAUUGCAAACGUCCUUGUAAUGAGCGUAUUUAUUCGACAUUAAUACAAAGCAGAAAACAACUUAAUUCGGGUCAGCAAUAUACCCAAGUAUGGAUUUAUUAUUCCACAAAAUUAGUUUCGAUGGUGGAAGAACGUCCGAGCUAUGACACUACACAAUUUAUAGCUGACAUUGGUGGCUCAUUGGGUUUUUUACUAGGUCUCUCUGUCCUAGGAUUAAUCGGCAUAUUGGAACAUCUUACCUUAUUUUUCUGCGGAGGAUUAGUAAAAACGCAAUUAAAACACGAGAAUCAGUUACAAGACGAAGCAGAACGUCAAUCCCAAAAAAGUGUGCAACUGAAAUAAAAGAUACAACUCUUUAAAUAUUAACAAUAUCCAAAGAGAAGAAAACAUAU
Messenger RNA from Bactrocera oleae (olive fruit fly), 1346 nucleotides. RefSeq names its product acid-sensing ion channel 1B. Gene Ontology annotation, biological process: sodium ion transmembrane transport. Lineage: Eukaryota; Metazoa; Arthropoda; Insecta; Diptera; Tephritidae. The record is from RefSeq and is a predicted model, not a curated record. Gene Ontology annotation, cellular component: plasma membrane. Gene Ontology annotation, molecular function: ligand-gated sodium channel activity.